UGUGGAAUCGGAAACAAAUCGUUUUCUGUGAUGGAAUGGAUAGAAGCGAAUCCUAGCGAACGUAAACACCAUUUGCCUGAACUUUUGUCUCUUGUGCGCCUUCCGCAGCUAAAUAUGCACUAUCUUUUAGAAAAUGUACGUCAAAACAAUAUGGUCAAGGUGUGUUCAGAAUGCGAGACUUUGAUAUGUUAUGCUUCUAUUGACUCCAGGAAUCGCGUGAAUUUGAUUUCGCGACCCCUGACACCGUCAUCGCAAGCACUUCGUUGUCGUCCGAGGAAAAGUGUGGCUGGCGUGAUCUUCUGCGCUGGUGGUCGUGGUACCGGUGGUGAUCCGUUCCGAUCUGUGGAGGCAUUUGACUGUCGACUGAAUCGAUGGAUUUCUAUAUGCGAAAUGACUCAGCAACGAAGGCAUGUCGGAGUUGUGAGUGCUUGGGGUAAACUUUUUGCAAUUGGUGGUCAUGACGGUAUGCAGCACUUGGCGUCUGCAGAAAUGUUCGAUCCCAAGCAAAGUGUUGGUUGGUGUCGAAUAGCUCCAAUGCACACAUGUCGUCGUGGAAUCGCUGCUGCGUCCCUCGACGGUGCAAUUUACGCCGUUGGAGGGCUUGACGACACUACUUGUUUUAGUACGGUCGAACGAUACGAUAUCGAAUCGAACACAUGGUCGGAAGUCGCACAGAUGAAUGUUCGUCGUGGUGGAGUUGGUGUCAGUGCACUUGGAAAAUUCUUGUUUGCUGUUGGCGGCAAUGAUGGCUCAUCGUCUCUCGAUUCCUGUGAACGCUACGAUCCAGUGCUAGAUAAGUGGAAGCUUGUGUCGAAGAUGACAAAUCGCAGGGCAGGAGCCGGUGUGUGUGUUCUGGAUGGUGCACUUUACGCACUUGGAGGGUUCGAUGACAACUCACCGCUAUCCACUUGCGAGCGCUACGACCCGAACACUGAUCAGUGGGUACAGCUCGCGAAUAUGACAUUCUCUCGAGGCGGGGUCGGCGUUGCUUCCAUGGGUGGUCUCGUUUAUGCAAUUGGUGGUCAUGAUGGGCAACGCUACCUCAAUACAGUUGAAGCUUACGACCCAGUCACGAAUUCCUGGAGACCAGUUACGGACAUUAAGGAUUGCAGAGCUGGUGCUGGUGUGGCAUGGGCAGAUUGCAGUAUUGAUGACUUACUUCGGUCAUUUCAAUCUGACAGCGGCUAUGCACCAUCGAGAAGUAAUCAAUGUAUAUAG
Molecule: messenger RNA, 1218 nt
Organism: Angiostrongylus costaricensis
Lineage: Eukaryota; Metazoa; Nematoda; Chromadorea; Rhabditida; Metastrongylidae
Source: the annotation of a GenBank genome assembly